This is a messenger RNA of Priapulus caudatus, 3952 nucleotides long. Its product is annotated as run domain Beclin-1 interacting and cysteine-rich containing protein-like. Gene Ontology annotation, cellular component: intracellular membrane-bounded organelle. Gene Ontology annotation, molecular function: phosphatidylinositol phosphate binding. Lineage: Eukaryota; Metazoa; Priapulida; Priapulimorpha; Priapulimorphida; Priapulidae. The coding region runs from base 6 to 3023 and encodes 1005 amino acids. The record is from RefSeq and is a predicted model, not a curated record. The transcript is spliced from 15 exons.
UAAACAUGUCGGAAACGGAGGAGGGAAGGGACUGUGAGACCUUACUUGUCGGACUAAAAAGUACGGCUGAAAGAUUGCUGGCAAACAACAGUGGUGGCAUCUGGAAGGUUUACGGUGGACUAGGACGCCUGACUAGGUCUGUCGAAAAUAUCCUUAACCAUGGAUUGAAAGAGGAGACCGGCGCCAGGAAUGGAUAUUGGCCAUUUGUGAGUGAGCAGCGGUGGCUUCACCCGAUGCUAGCAGACUCCGUGCACACCGCGGAGAAGGCUGCUGCAGCGGGGGAUGGCGGAUCGACGGUGGGGCUGGCGUGGGUCGAGCAGAGCCUACUCGCAUACAACCUCUCCCUCCAGCUGCGCAUGCUCGUCAGCUCAAAGGAAAACCUGCGGAGCUACUAUGGCGAUGGUGCUUUCCUUUGUCAGGAAGCUUGCGCUGAGGCAGCACUCAACUGUCUCGCAGCUUUGGAGGAGAAUCGACCGGAAAAGCUCGCUUACGUUAACACGUCUUUUCUUGCGAGUCGUGCGGUGAAAACGAAGAGUCCUAAGAGGAGGCAGCGGCACAGGAGGAGCGCGUCGCUGCCGGUGAAUCGGCUUGCUCAGCCAUCUUCGGUCGACGGUCUGUUGAGCAUUAGGGAGCAGCCUUCGCCAGCUCUCAGCAGAAAAGUUCCGCACGUAAGUUUGCGUUUCCACGACGACCUUGCAGAAUCCGCGCCGCUGCCGACGGCUGGACUGAAGAGCGAGGCCACGGACGUUCUCUUGUCGGUGUACGCGUCGCCGCUGCGCCCCUGCGUCGACGGUGCCUUCAGCUUCUACAACGUGAAAUCGUCGGAUAGUCUCAGCGACUACUUCGGCGACAGAACGACGACGGCAUGGAACGAACCCAUGGGCGAGGCGACCCGGCCGGGGUCGGACGCCGGUGCGGCGCGGCGACGCGAUGCCGUCGAUGGUCGCAGGAGAGAGACGAUCGCAGGCGGAGAGUUAGACGGGCAUAGCGAGAGCGAGAGCGGUGCAGAGUCGCGCAAGUCCGGGACGUCUCCGGAAAGUCGACUCAUAGGCUCGCCGGUGGGAGCGGGAGCGUCAGGCGAAAAUCGACGCACACGUGCGAAUUUUACGCGGUUCUCGUGCAGCGACUCGCCUCCCGCGACACCGACGACGAUUCGCGAAGGGUCACGCGAGGUCGCGGCGACGCGAGCGAGGUCAAAGGUCGGCGAGCCACCGCCGCGCGCGCGCGACGCCGCGUUCAAGACCCGGCACCUGUCGAUCGACGAGACCGAGGAGGAGGAGCUUGCGUUCUACGUCGACCCCGCCGCGCCGGACGAGUCCGACAACGGUGCCCCCUACCGCGACGACGACGACGCCGGCGCCCCCUGCGAAUUCACCCUCGGCGGCGGAGCGGCGGCGGCGUACCUCCGGCGCCCUCUGGAGGGACAGUCGCUGAUGAGCUACCUCGCGUCGCAGGAUUUCGCGACAUGCUCGAACCUCGUGCGUGAGAACGCGCACUUUGGCAUCUCCGAGGCGCUCAUCGCCGCCAUCGAGCAGAUGAAGUGCAACGCGGCGGCGCGGCGACGACCCGGCGACCCCGACGAAGAAGAGGAAGAGUCGGACGAAGAGAUCCAGGAGCUGAAGCAGCGCAUUCGCAUCCGGCGGCGCGAGCGAUUGUGCGAGUCCCGCGGCGGCGCGGCGGGGAUGCCGUUGCUCAGCGACGGCCGCACGGACAGCGGGGGCGCCACCAGCACGAGCGCGUCGCCGCGAAGCACGUCGGAGGGGUCGCGCGCGGGUUCGUCGUCGUCGGAGGGCGGGUCGAGCGACGGGGUCGACUUGCUGCUGAACGAGGAGAAGGAGAGGGAGAAGGAGAAGGGCGGGAGCGCGCGGAGGAGGACGAAUCUCGCGCGCAUGCAGGAGUCGGGAUUCUCGCUGAGCAUGGCGUCGAUGUACUCCGACGCCGACUUUCAGCGACCUUCCAGCGACAGCAUCGGCAGCGUGGAGCGCUACCAGUUCCCGUCGAGCGAGCCGGCGAGUCGGUCAGCUGACUCCGUCGCGAUCAGCCUGCUGCGGCGCUUCAAGCAGCGGCGGCUGCCGAAGGCGUCUGACCUCGAGUGGCUUGUGUCGGAGCGGGACGCACCGCAGACGCUUCUCCCGUUGCCACAAUCGUGGCCCGUGUCGCCGGACGAUGGAGAAACCACCGAGAACCAAAAACGCGUGAGAAUGCGGGGAAACCUGGAGUGGGCGCCACCUAGGGCACAAAUUAUUUUCAGCAUUCAUCCGUCGCCCAAGAGAAAGGUCAUCAUGGCGAAGCAAAACUACAGAUGUGCCGGCUGUGGCACCAAGAUUGAAUUAAAUUACAUCAAGAGAUAUCGCUACUGUGAGUACACUGGAAAGUACUUCUGCCAGUGUUGUCAUAGCAACCAACUAUCCAUCAUUCCUGGCCGAAUUCUGCGCAAGUGGGAAUUUUCGAAAUAUCCUGUGUCACAUUUCGCUAAUGAGCUCAUCCAUAAUAUAUUCAGAGAUCCGUUGUUCAACGUUCAGGACAUAAACGCAACGCUGUACAGGAAAGUUCGUGCGAUGAGUUCUGUGUGCGAGUACAGACAGCAGCUGUGUCACCUAAAGGACUACGUUAGCACGUGCCGGCACGUCGGCAGCCUGAAGGAGGAGUUUCGAGACCAACCGCAGCACCUUCUCUGCGAGCUGCACACGUUCUCGCUGCGCGACCUUCUCAAGGUCAAGUGCGGCGACCUCGUUUCAACGCUGAAGCAUCUCACGAAGGAGGCGCAGAGUCACGUUUACUCCUGCCAGUUAUGUCACGUCAAAGGUUUUAUCUGUGAGUUUUGUCAAGACAGCAGCAGCAUUAUCUAUCCAUUCGAGUUGAAAAAGGUCACCCAGUGUCACCUGUGUGGAACGUGCUUCCAUAAGAAGUGCUACGUCGCGCAGCGGUGCCCACGGUGCGAACGCAUUCAAGCGAGGAAGGAAAAGACUCUAUUAAAGCAACAGCAGGCACCUGAGUAUUCAUCAAGCAGUAGUGAAAACUGACACGUGCUAUUCGACCUACGUACGCAUUCCCUCCAAAGAUAGGUUGUCAUGGCAAUAGCUGUGGUCCCGCAGAGCUGGGUUGUCAUGGCAAUAGAUGCGAUCUUGCAGAGCUGGGUUGUCAUGGUAACAGGAGCUGGCUCGCCAGAGUUAGAAUGAAGCUCAAUUGGACCUAGGUUGUUAUGGCAACGGAGGGAAUCAGAGAAGCUCUCUCUCCCUUUCUUGCCGUAGCAACAGAUUCAAUCAUGUAACGAGAUCUGCGUGGAGUGUAGUCGUGUUCGUGAUUCUAUUUAAGCACAGUUGUUUGCAUAUCAAAGCGUUCUGGAAAAAUUUGAAGUCACAAUGCUAAUUUAUUUCUUUGUGGCGUUUGAUAAAAAAUUCUAGAGAUCGUAAUGCUUGAUAUGCGUUUGUUAUAUACGUAUAUAAGUGUAUAUAUAUAUAUAUAUAUAAAUAUAUAAAAAUGAAAUCUAUUAAUGUUAUAGUAAAUCAAGAUAAUCUAAAAAAAUUAGGUUAUUUUUCGUUGUUAUGUCACGUUAAGUAUAUUCGAUGAUAUUUAUUCUGACGUUCAAGACAAGCGCAAUUGUGAUGUAGUUGAGCAUCUACAGUCAAAUUAGUAUAAAUGUGUAACAAUGUUUUUUCUAUUCAUUAUUAUCAUUCUCCUGUAUUAGUUUCAUUGAAGAUUUGGUUCUCUAGUUAUUUAAGUCGGUUGUAUUUUCAAUAAUUGCUUCUAUAAUUACUUAAGUUCAAUAUAUGCUGUAAGGUGUGAAUAUAUUCUGCCGGUGCAAUUUUGAGCAAUAUUGCCAGUGCUUAUGCAAACGUCAUUGUCCAAUGUUAAUAUUCUUUAUUAUGGUGAGUGGCGGUUAUUUUCAUUGGUUAAAUGGAAUUGCUUAUGUCAUUAAAAUCUUUGUGUAUUUUACUGAUUUUCAACAUAA